AUGCGUCACAGUGCAGCAGCAGAGGGGGAGGGAGGGAGAGGGGGGGAGGUGAUCAGACGAUGCACCAGCAGCAAGAGGGACCAGGACAUCAGCCUGUGGGACAUAUACCUACCAGAGGACGCCGCAAAUAUGACCGCUUCACACACGCAUUUGUCCCAUCACCUGCUUGUGCUGCUGUUGAUCUGCAGACACGUGAAUACAAAUCUUUUGGUUUUGGAGAACACCACUGCUAUCACUGAGCCACCAGUUGAAACCCCUGGCCCCAAGUCCUCCCCACUGGCUCCUCACACUCCGAUGCAGACAGGACAGAACAGACAGAGUGUGGUUCUGACAGACCCCGCGGGCCCCAAGACUUCCCCUCUGGCUCCUCUCACGGAACUCCUUUAG
This is a messenger RNA of Knipowitschia caucasica, 387 nucleotides long. NCBI's taxonomy places the organism in Eukaryota, Metazoa, Chordata, Actinopteri, Gobiiformes, Gobiidae. The record is from the annotation of a GenBank genome assembly.